This is a messenger RNA of Parnassius apollo (apollo), 1326 nucleotides long. The record is from the annotation of a GenBank genome assembly. NCBI's taxonomy places the organism in Eukaryota, Metazoa, Arthropoda, Insecta, Lepidoptera, Papilionidae.
AUGUUGUUGCCUCUGUUUGUGCUAGCCGUUAUACUCAAUAUGGGUGCAAAACUAAAUAAUUACAACAUAAAAAAACAUCCGUUGGAUAUAAGAGUGAAGAGAGAUGUCGUUGAGAACAUAACCAAUAACACGGAAGCUAUUUAUGAAGACAAUUCACUGAACGAUACGUCACAUGUUCAGAAUAAUACAUUUACUAUAAAUGAAACUACCGAAGCAUUGAUGACUUCGGCGCAAGAUGACGAAUCAGAAGAAGAAACAAAUACUGAGUCAAGUACUACGGUGACAUCCGCCGAUGAUCGAUUUAAAAAUUGUGAUGAACUGGUAACAAAUAAACCAGCUUCAGAAUAUGAAAAAAAUGAUGAUUUAAUAGUAGCAGUAAUAUGUAUGAACCACUUAACUUUAGAAAAUGAGACCCACAAAGAAUCUGGAGAAAUUAGUGAAGAAGAAAAUGUAGGAGAAAAAAACGAUCAAAAUACCGAAGAAAAUAUUGAAGGCCGUAAGCAAUAUGAUAGUGAACUGCCACAUGUUAGUUAUAUUGAAGACGACCGCCUUAUCAAACUUAUCUAUAAUCCUGGCAGAAAUAAUACAAUGCUUUUGCCUUCAAAAAGCCUUCAAACAAAAAACAUAACAGAAGGAUCGUCGGAUCGAGUGAAACGGAACACACCUUACAGUAAUAACGAAAAUAAUUACAGUAGCUAUCCGUAUCCAUACACGAAUUCAAACGGAUCAUGGAUUCAAAAACUGUUUCCUAGGACGUCUUUUCCUUAUGCAAGGAACUACAGCGGACCCGUAUGGGGAGUCAAUAGAUUCGAAGCAAAGAUUCCCAGUGUCAAUAAAACACCUUUUUAUAGCAAAUAUAAUUCUGCUACAGGACACAACACAAUCGAUAAUGUCUACAGACAGUCGGGUGAAGGAUUUUCAGGCACGUACGUGAACUAUACAAAUCUGUAUUCUAACUAUCCUAAUUAUCCAAAUAAUGCAAAUUCGACAAAUAUUUACAAUCCAAGUUACAACCAAUCUAAUAAUGGAUUUAAAAAUCUCUACAACAGUGAUAUUUACACAAAUAACUUCUACAAUAAUUACAAUCUCCAGAAUUCAACAAGUAACUCUACUAAUAAUAUCAACGGUUUCAACAGUAUCUCGCCCGGUGGCAAUCCGAAAUACGUUACACCCGGAUAUAACACGAGUAACACUACCGGAUAUAAAGUUACAACUACAACAACUCCUCCCAUUAUUGUCGAGAGUUGUUUUUUGUGCGUUUCAGUCGGGUGUCCCGCGUUCUUCAAGAAAAUCGGAUUCAUGUGUGUACCAGUUGACGAAGUGUAA